Molecule: messenger RNA, 333 nt
Organism: Trypanosoma brucei brucei TREU927
Lineage: Eukaryota; Euglenozoa; Kinetoplastea; Trypanosomatida; Trypanosomatidae
Exons: 1
Coding region: 1-333 (110 amino acids)
Source: RefSeq, a predicted model, not a curated record
AUGGAUGUGUAUAUUUUACCACACCGACACUCUCCUUUUCGCUCACACCACCCGUUUUUCCUCACUAAUUUCUGUGUGAACUAUGUGCUUCUCUCCACACUCAGGGUCAGAAGUCGAAAUAAUAGGAAGAAAAAACCUCCGCAACACCUUCUUUUCCAGCACCUUUGUCUUGUAACAAUACGAGCAACCCUCCCGACUGAAGUGACGGAGAGGGACUUCGUGCUCCCUACACGCUUCUUGGCGUUGCAUGAACAUACGGCCACGGAAAAAAGCGCACUCGCACAGUAUUAUUUGUUCCUUUCGCUCGGCAAACCCGUUCAUUUAACGCGGUGA